CAACUUCGCCAUUGCUGUCGUUUCAGAGUUCAAGUCCAAGCUCUUUGACUCAACCGCUUCGUCCAUUGCCCGAGAACGACGGCUCAGCACAACUCUGUCUAGGCGCCUGGCGUCGUUAUAAGCGCCGGCAGGUGGCCGCGGCAGCUGUGCGCAUGGCAGGUGUGCCCAUAUCUGGCUGUCUCGUAAUACGUAUAGGCAGACGUAUUAUGCAGCCUUUUCCUCCGGGACUCCUCUCCGGCCAUGAACCCACCAAUCCUCGGCCUGCGCGGGUGAGGAGCGCGGGAGCGAUCGUCGCGCGCGCGGAAAGGCCGAAGUCGUUCGGGAUUGGCUGAGGGCGCCACCCCGCCGCGCUCAGUCAGCGGAGCACUUGCGCAAGCAAUGCAAUGCCGUUCGCACUCGGACGCGACAUCAUUAAUCACGACUCGUUUGCGCGUGGCUUACUGAGACCGCGUCGCGCUCGUUUCGCAAAACAUAUAUAACGCUCCGAAGACGAGGGGCGAGUCCCCACCGUCUCUCCCGUACCCUCACCCGCCCUCCAAAUGGCCCCCGCGUUGAUACGUGACGCUUUCGUAGGCGACGUCCUCUACCAUGUCUCGGGUCACCGCCUCUUCCAGCACCCAGAGGACCGCCCGGGCUUCACCAUCCCUAUCCCACCAAGGUCAAUCAAAAGCUCCAGGAGCGGAUCUGCAUCCCCCUCGAACCUCGAAACAGCCACGGCCAUCGAACGACCCGACGACGAAGAAUCCCGGUUACCUCGCGUUGACUCUGACCAGAGUACCAUAGCUGUGCCAGAAGCCUCGGAAGAGCAGAGGCCAGCACGGCGGAAGGCUGCCGAGGUCGAAGAAGGCGAUCUCGCCGGGGAGAAGGAAAAGGCCUCGGUACAGCAAGAAAUUGCCGAAUCUCGCAUAGUAGAGUGGUACGGACCAGACGAUCCAGAAGACCCGCAGAACUGGUCCACCGCCAAGAAGUCCUUCGUCACGUUCGAGAUCUGCAUGCUCACCUUCAGCGUGUACAUCGGCUCCGCGAUCUACUCCCCCGGCAUCGGCGAGAUCGCGGAGCAGUUCGGGGUCUCGUCCGUCGCGGCGACGCUCGGCCUCACGCUCUUCGUCGUCGGCUACGGCAUCGGGCCGAUGUUCCUCAGCCCGCUCUCGGAGAUCCCGCAGUUCGGGCGCACGACGGUGUACAUCGUCACCCUCGCGCUCUUCGUCGUGCUUCAGGUGCCGACGGCGCUCGCGAAGAACCUCGGCGCGCUCCUCCCGCUGCGCUUCCUCGCCGGCUUCGCGGGCUCGCCCGCGCUCGCUACCGGCGGCGCGACCCUCAGCGACAUGUGGGCCCCCGAGUACCGCGCGGUCGUCAUCGGCCUGUGGAGCGUCGCGGCCGUGAGCGGGCCCGUGCUCGGGCCAACCGUCGGUGGCUUCGCGGCGCAGAGCGAGAGUUGGACGUGGACGAUCUGGAUCCUGCUGUGGUUGAGUGGAGCGGCGCUCGCCUUCCUGACGUUCUUCCUCCCGGAGACAUCAGCAUCAGCAUUGCUAUAUCGCCGUGCAGCGCGCCUCCGCCGCGUCACUGGCGACAAGCAGCUCAAAUCCCAGGGCGAGAUCGAGGCGGAGCACAUGACGGUUGGCGACGUCGCGAUGAUGACCCUCGUCCGACCGUUCAUCCUCAUGUUCGUCGAACCGAUCGUUGCCUUCUGGAACAUCUAUAUUGCCCUGGUCUAUGGCAUCCUCUACAUUUUCAUCGAGUCUUUCAGGGUCGUCUUCGUCGAAAAGCACGGGUUCAACCUUGGGGAGAACGGGCUGGCGUUCCUCGGCUUGUUUGUCGGCUCUAUCCUUACAUACGCAGUCUUCGCCCCCUACGCUGUCAAGGUCCUGAAGCCGAGGUUCCUCGACGGCACCUUCGUCCCAGAGAUGCGCCUGCCCAUCGCCUUCGUCGCCUCGGUCUUCCUUCCGAUCUCGAUGUUCUGGUUCGGAUGGACGAGCUCCGCGAGCGUGCACUGGAUCGUGCCGAUCAUCGCCUCCGCCUUCUUCUCCGCGGGGACGUACCUGCUCUUCCAGGCGGGCCUGAACUACCUCUCGGACUGCUACCCGCGCUACAUCGCGUCGGUGCUCGCCGGCAACGACUUUUUCCGCUCGAUGGUCGGCGCGGCGUUCCCGCUCUUCAGCACGGCGUUCUUCCACAACCUCGGCGUCGGCCCUGCGUGCAGCCUCCUCGGCGGGAUUGCGAUCCUGAUGCUGCCUAUCCCGUACAUUAUGUAUCGCUACGGCGCACACAUUCGCUCCUGGAGCAAGUACGCCGACUAGAUCUUUUUUCCUCACGACCAGCUACUACGUAUUUUCUUUCACUCACGCACUUGUCAUUGCAUUUCACGAAACUCUCCCGCAUGAUCCACACGACCCACGCGCCAUGCUUACGUAGACACUACUGUAUCGAUACUGAGGUCACCGCAUUUACUAGACUUGAUCAUACUAGGUUUAUGUCAUCUGGAACUCAUGGCUGUAUCCAAUUAAUCUUAUGCUAUGUAGUAGACCAUAAUAGAUGAAACCUUGUCAUUCUCGACCUG
Phanerochaete carnosa HHB-10118-sp is the source of this 2557-nucleotide messenger RNA. RefSeq lists its product as uncharacterized. The record is from RefSeq and is a predicted model, not a curated record. The transcript has 6 exons. Gene Ontology annotation, biological process: xenobiotic detoxification by transmembrane export across the plasma membrane. Bases 540 to 2297 code for a protein of 585 amino acids. Gene Ontology annotation, molecular function: fluconazole transmembrane transporter activity. Lineage: Eukaryota; Fungi; Basidiomycota; Agaricomycetes; Polyporales; Phanerochaetaceae.